Messenger RNA from Rhizophagus irregularis DAOM 181602=DAOM 197198, 825 nucleotides. RefSeq lists its product as uncharacterized. The record is from RefSeq and is a predicted model, not a curated record. Lineage: Eukaryota; Fungi; Glomeromycota; Glomeromycetes; Glomerales; Glomeraceae.
GAUAAAAAAUAAUAUGAUCAUAUUUAAUAAACCAAAUAUUACUCCAAUAGUAUUUGAAAUGAUAUUAAAAUAUAUUUACAUGGGUGAAAUUGAUUUUACAAAACAGACAGGUGAUAAUAUUCUUGAACUUUUAAUUGCGUCUGAUGAAUUAUUACUCGAAGAAUUAUUUAAAUGUGCUCAAGAUUAUUUGAUUCAUUUAAUUGAAAAACAACAAAAUUGGUUUCGAAGAAAUUUUAUCUUUAUUGUUAACACUGUAUUUAAGCUUACAGGUUGUAAAAAAUUACAAGAUUAUUGUCUUGAAUCCAUUUGUGCGGAUCCAUUACCAUUUAUUACCUCAAAAAAUUUUCCUUCAUUGGAUGAAGACGUUCUUUAUUGUUUACUUAAACGGGAUGAUUUACAUGUUGAAGAAAUUGUUGCUUGGGAUUGUUUAAUUAAAUGGGGUAUUGAACAAACUGGUUUAAGUAAUAAUCGAGCUAAAUGGGAUAAUGAAGAUUAUGAAGCGUUAAAGAAAACUUUGAAUCAAUUAAUUCCUCUUAUUAGAUUUAUUGAACUUUAUCCCGAUUUUUUUGAUAAAAUCCGUCCUUAUAAGGCUAUUAUUCCUAUUAAUAUUUAUAAGGAAGUUGAAGAAAGUUAUCAUAAAGGUACAUUACCAAAAAAUACUUUUUUAUCACCUAGAGCAGGAAAGAUUAAAUCAGAAAUUAUUAAACCAAAAGUUGCAAAAAUAAUUAUUAAUUGGAUUGAUAAAAAAAAUUCCAAUUAUAAUAGAAAUGUAAUAGAUUCACAAUAUAGGUUUAACCUUAUUUAUCGUGGUAGUCGUGAUGGAAU